CGAGAGUGUCUAGCCACACAUCUUCGCCGGCGCUUGACUCGGAUCUUGCGGAAAGGGAACACUGGUAGUGCCGCUCCGUACUGCGGGGGAUUUAGGACGGACCGCGAGCCGCGAGUCGCUCUGAGACAGGGCCUGGAUUCAGGAUUGGUACCGUGACGACCCAAGCCUAACGUACACGCCCACGGCCUCCAUGCACGUCUCCGCGAUUCAGAUCCACCCUCUUUUUGCGCUGGGGGUGCUCUCGCUGCUUCUUGGCAGAAUCUACGCGCUAUCUGUCCCGAUUCCGAGGCAGCUUGUCGAUGCCGAUGGCCAAACCCCGCUACUUCCACCGAAGGGCGAUCGGAAGUAUGAGAAUGGAGAGAUGCCGCCUGUGAGGAACACGGUCGGAUGGGUGGACCCCCGGCUGAAUGGAGGACAGUUCCUUGAUUAUACCACCAAGACGCUUGGAGAACCGCUCAAUAUUAUUAUAUCGGCAGAGUCCGAUCCGUUCAUCCUCACCGAGGCCGGGAUGCAGACCUACAUCAAAUCAAUCGGCUUCAACAGGGAGUGUCUUGGACUGCAUUACGGACAUAUACACGAGGCGGACCUCGGCGACGGCCUUGGUCGCAAGUCGGAGCAGUUCCUCGGUCGGCAGCACUACUUCCCCAUCAUGGGUACCUGCUGGGAGUCGGCUGUAGGCGGCCAUCACUUCCGUGCAUGGCGACAGAACGGCAGUGAGGCUAAUAGUGGAGCGUGGUUCCUUGGGGCGUCCCAGGAGAUGGACUCGUCCAAGAACCAUAUGAUCGUCGAGGAUGGUUACAACCGCGGGCGGAACUACAUCGUCGACCUCGCUGCGCAAGGCAGCCAUUGGCAUGGGAUGUGGUGGAAGGCGGAAGUGCAGUGGCAAGACGGCUUGCUUGAGCGCGGAACGCGAGGUGUCAAUCAUGGCAUCGAGCAGGAUGGUCUUGUCGCCAUAUUGACCAUUCGCCGGCUCUAAUCGGUCCUCGGCUUCCCCGGGUCAACUUAGCGGAAGUGUAUCUGACGUUAUCCAACAUAUGUUUUCAGCUCUCAAGCACGUCUGUAUCAUCCCACCAUCACGACACCUCACGAUCUCAUCUUUUAGAUUUCGCACCCCAUCCUCACCCGGUACCUCGCAUGUAUUUAUCGCUCACUAUGCCUCUUGCAUUCGCAUGGACUCCGCGGGGAUAGUUUGUAGAGCGUUGUACACAUGUACCAUUCAAGACCAUUCCUUGCUGCUGUGUUCAGGGAAUUGUACGGCUAGUUGUAUUUAUGCGUAUCCUCUGGAUCCAACGUUUGUAAUUUAUGGUGUACUCAAUUGGG
Dichomitus squalens LYAD-421 SS1 is the source of this 1320-nucleotide messenger RNA. RefSeq lists its product as uncharacterized. NCBI's taxonomy places the organism in Eukaryota, Fungi, Basidiomycota, Agaricomycetes, Polyporales, Polyporaceae. The transcript is spliced from 5 exons. The record is from RefSeq and is a predicted model, not a curated record. Bases 191 to 976 code for a protein of 261 amino acids.